AUGGCCACUCCAUCGAGGACAAAGGAUCCCCUUGAAGCCAUCCAGCUCCUUGUUAAUGAUGUGCUUGUUCAAACUGGCAAAGCUCUCCGUGCAUCACGUAGAGAUAAACAGGGCAAUACGGGCGCGGCACAUGGGUCACUCCCGGCUAAGCUUCCCGAGACGGUCAAGGCUUUCCAUGCCGCUCUUGAUGAUAUUGAGAGCGAUAUUGUGAGCCUCCCCCGCCAUUGUGCCAUCCUUCACAUUUCUCACCUUGGCAAGCAGAUUCGUGCCAAGUCAGUGUUGCUUCGCGACCUGAACGAGUGUCGGGCGCCAAAUGUCCAGAAUGAGCCGAUAGAGCCGGAAUUGCAACCCAUGGAGACACAGCCUAUCAACCUAAUAGGCACGGAUACCGACCCGUCACCACCCGCCUUGCCGAAUAUGCAACUCCUCAAGAGCGAACACCCCGGCGGCAAGCCUGUAGCACCAUUCCCAGACAUGGGCAUGAGCCUGCCAGAAUCCACAGCCAGGAAAGACAGCAUGCCGGUGCCAUCUACUGAUUUUGAGAAUGGAGUCGUCAAGGUCGAAGAUGAUACCAAUGCUGCAAUUCCAAGUGGAACCCAAGCCAGCGAUCCCUUCGUGGUUGACACGUUAGAAAUGAAUGCGGGUUUGAACUUCACCGACAUGGAGUUUACUUUGGCGCCCACCAACAACUCCCAGGAGCAACCCAACGACUCCUCCAUUGACCUCACUUCACUUAUCCCGGCUGACGGCGUGGGCAAGACAUUGGCAUCGAUGAGCACUACUUUGCCUGCUGGCCAGUCAGGGAUGACCGAAGCGCCUAGUACGACGAACAGUCCGGGAAAGGAAGACGAUGUGAAAAACAGGGGCACGUUGCAGGAUUCAGACGCUGCUUUCACCGACAUGUUCCCUGGUGAUGGACAGGCGGAUGGUAUGGAUUUUGACUUCAGUCUUGAUGGCGGUAUGGGUGGUGACACAUUCGACGACCUCAUGAACGACCGCGAUAACACAUUUGACGCUAUGGAGCAUGGCGACUUCGAUGCUACCUUUUUCGGCCUGGACAAGACGGAAGGCACUUGA
Messenger RNA from Drechmeria coniospora, 1077 nucleotides. RefSeq lists its product as uncharacterized. Bases 1 to 1077 code for a protein of 358 amino acids. NCBI's taxonomy places the organism in Eukaryota, Fungi, Ascomycota, Sordariomycetes, Hypocreales, Ophiocordycipitaceae. The record is from RefSeq and is a predicted model, not a curated record. The transcript is spliced from 2 exons.